This is a messenger RNA of Leptonychotes weddellii (Weddell seal), 390 nucleotides long. NCBI's taxonomy places the organism in Eukaryota, Metazoa, Chordata, Mammalia, Carnivora, Phocidae. The record is from RefSeq and is a predicted model, not a curated record.
AUGGGGGCAGCACCCCGGCAGUGGCCCUGGCAGGUCAGCCUCCGAGACCAGGGGCAGCACAUCUGUGCAGGCAGUCUCAUCAGCCACCGGUGGGUGCUGACCGCCGCCCACUGCGUCUCCAGCUUCACGAAUCUGCAGGAUCUGAGCAUCCAGCUGGGAGGAGCUGUGCUGUAUCCCAGGCCCCGGGACUCCGUCUCUGUGGCUGCCGUCCGCGUCAUCCAGCACCCCUCCAACGGGGACGCCCUCCAGGGUGGCGAUGUGGCUCUGCUGAAGCUGGCCUGCCCUGUGCCCUUCUCCAGCGCCAUCAGACCCAUCCCUCUGGCUCCACCGGGCUCCGACUUUCCCACAGGCACCCUCUGCUGGGUGACCGGCUGGGGGGACAUCUGGUAG